CGGGCGGCUAGCGUCGCGCACCGUUACCUCCCUCCCGAACCGCCCGCGCGCUCUUCAACCCAUUGGAGGAACAAGUUGCUCCGACUCUCAUCGUUGGGCAACGGCGCCACCCAGCUGCGCCAAAGUCGCAUCAAAGGUAUGGGUUUGUUGAAUUCGAUGACCCGCGUGACGCAGACGAUGCCGUUUAUGACCUGAACGGCAAAGAGCUGUGCGGAGAGCGGGUGAUUGUGGAGCACACCAAGGGGCCCCGUCGUGACGGAGGCUACGGUGGUGGAAGGAAGUCCUUUGCUGACUGCCUGCCCCUAUUGCUGGCCAUGGUGUCCCCCCUUUCCAAGAGUGUGGUUUGACCAUUCUGGGCCCCUGGGCAGACCAAAAAAGGGAGCCAUUGUGAAUGAAGACCGCUUUUCCCAUUAGGCCCAGGCCGGGUGGUGAGGAUGCCAUGGGGGUUAGGAACAGAUGUGGAUAUGGGCGCUGGGGACGAGACAGAUAUGGUCCUCCUAUAAGGACAGAUUAUCGGCUCAUUGUCGAGAAUCUUUCCAGCCGUUGCAGCUGGCAGGACUUGAAGGACUACAUGAGGCAGGCGGGGGAGGUGACCUACGCCGACACCCACAAGGGCCGGAAGAACGAGGGGGUGAUCGAGUUCAGGCUCUACUCUGACAUGAAGAGGGCUCUGGAGAAGCUGGAUGGCACGGAGGUGAACGGCAGAAAGAUCCGGCUCAUUGAGGACCGUCCUGGAGCCAAGCGCCGCCGCUCGUAUUCCCGCAGUCGCAGCCACAGCCGCUCCAGGUCCCGCUCCAGGAGCCGCAGGUCUCGCAAGAGCCGCAGCCGCAGUGGAAGCAGCAGCCGCAGCCGCUCCCACUCAAGGGCGGCGUCCCAGUCCCGCAGCCGAUCUCGUAGCAAGAAGAAUAAGGGCAAGGGCAAGAAGGAGGAAGAGGAGCGCAGCAACGGCCCUCAGAAGAACAAAGACCGAAGUAGGAGCCGCAGCCCCAAAAGCCGUAGCCCUAAAAGCCGUAGCCCUAAGAGUCGCAGCCCUAAGAGUCGCAGUCCCAAAAGCCGUAGCCCUAAGAGUCGCAGUCCCACGAGUCGCAGCCCCAAAAGCAAAAAGAUCAAGAAAGAAGUGAAGAAAGGCAAGAAAGAGGAUUCCCAGUCCAGGUCUCGCUCUCGCUCCAGGUCUCGUUCCAGAUCCGGAAUUAAAGAUCGCUCUAGGAAUUCUGGCUCAAAGGGUCGCGAGCAACCCAAGAGCGACGACGAGGGAGGCGCGCCUGCGAGGGGCUCUCGUUCUCGCUCCCGCAGCCCCGUCGUCCCCAAAUCGAGAGCCAGGUCUAAAUCCAAGUCCAAGUCCAAAUCCCGUUCACCCUCGCCCGCCAAAGCCCGCUCCCGGUCAGCCUCACGUUCAGAGUCCCGCUCCCCAUCUCGUUCUCGCUCCCGUUCUCGCUCCUAGUUCAGAGCUUGGACUCUUUGUCGUAAGCCCUUAUCCCAGUGUCUCCCCCUGUCCUUCAUUUACAUUCCCCACGCCCCACAACACUACCCCCCCCUCCCCCCCUCGCCUCCUGUCUUUUGAUAAGUAGCUGUAGAAAACCAGGCACUCAAGCUUGAUGUCUUUUAUGCACAUGCUAUACUUCAUUUCAUUUGACUUUUACGCAACAUAUUUUUGUCAGUAGAGCUGUCUCAUACGGACGUGUUUGUAAAAAUAACAGGGUGCAAAACUCAAGUUUUAUAAGUUGAAAUGAUGAUAUGGUGUGUGUGUAUGUGUCUUAGCCUUUUUUUAAUCACCGGUAGAAGCAUACUGUUUUUUUUGUCAAUAAUGUUGGUGGGAAUAUGUUCCAACAUUUCCUCGCCUUUGUGAAACCCUUGUAUCAUUUUAUUUCAGAUUAAAAAUACUUGUUCUGGA
This is a messenger RNA of Scophthalmus maximus (turbot), 1891 nucleotides long. It is a transcript of the gene srsf4, whose product is annotated as serine and arginine rich splicing factor 4. Gene Ontology annotation, molecular function: mRNA binding. The transcript is spliced from 7 exons. The record is from RefSeq and is a predicted model, not a curated record. Lineage: Eukaryota; Metazoa; Chordata; Actinopteri; Pleuronectiformes; Scophthalmidae. Gene Ontology annotation, biological process: mRNA splice site recognition; alternative mRNA splicing, via spliceosome. The coding region runs from base 392 to 1441 and encodes 349 amino acids. Gene Ontology annotation, cellular component: ribonucleoprotein complex; cytoplasm; nucleus.